Messenger RNA from Chlorocebus sabaeus (green monkey), 1069 nucleotides. Lineage: Eukaryota; Metazoa; Chordata; Mammalia; Primates; Cercopithecidae. The record is from RefSeq and is a predicted model, not a curated record.
AUGGUGUGGGUGACUCGAUCACCAGGUGAGGUAAGGAACAAGGCAUACCUAGGGUUAAACAUCUCUCGAGAGAUGAUCAUAUACCACCCCCGCAGGAGCCCGCCAGCAUCCUGCCCUUCUCCUUCAAACACUAUAUUCAAUCAAUUCUUCAUUUCUUCGGGGGAUUUGCGAUGCCUUGUAUGCCAGAUGAGAAUGACAGGAGCCAUCUGCAAGCAGCUGGCGGCUUUCUUACAAGGCUUCUAUGAGAUCACCACAAAGCGCCUCAUGUCCAUCUUCACUGAGCAGGAGUUAGAGCUGCUUAUAUCAGGACUGCCCACUAUUGACAUCGAUGAUCUGAAAUCCAACACUGAAUACCACAAGUACCAGUCCAACUCUAUUCAGAUCCAGUGGUUCUGGAGAGCAUUGUGUUCUUUCGACCAAGGUGACCAUGCCAAGUUCCUCCAGUUUGUCACAGGUACUUCCAAGGUACCCCUGCAAGGCUUUGCUGCCCUCGAAGGCAUGAAUGGCAUUCAGAGGUUUCAGAUUCAUCGAGAUGACAGGUCCACAGAUAGCCUGCCUUCAGCUCACACAUGUUUUAAUCAGCUGGAUCUGCCUGGCUAUGAGAGCUUUGAGAAGCUCCGCCACAUGCUACUGUUGGCUAUCCAGGAACUCUCUGAAGGCUUUGGGCUGGCCUAAUAAGGCCCUGCCCAUUUCUGUGGGGUUUUCUUGUUUGUUUGUUUCUUUGCUUUUUAACCAUUGUUGGACUUGGGGAGGGGGUAGUUACAAAAAGAACCAGAAAGAAAUUAUCAAAAACCAAUAAAACCAAUAAAUGAAAUCCACCAACUCACCUUGUGUCCCAGCUGCCCCAUCUUCCCCAGUGCAUACCUGUUCCUCUCCUCAUUCUCUCCCCACCGCCUGUUUCCUUGCCUUCUCUCCCCUGUCCAUGCCAUCCAUGAUCCCCAACCCAUGUGUUUAAAAGGCAGUAACCUUUGCAGGGACCUGUCUGUCCCAACUGUUUGAACAGUGUGCUCCUCAGAUUCUGUGUUCAGAAGGAUUUGCUGCAUUGAGACUUGAAACCUUUGGAUAGGGG